ACUCACUGGGAAGCGGCUUUGGCAGCACUGGGGGCGCCCAGGACAGUUCAUCUUAUUAUCUGCCCUGUGGUUUCUGGAGGCACACCAUAAAGAUGACCUGGAGACAGGUCAUACUUCUGUCUUCUCUCUCGGCCAUGGUGCUCCUGUGUAUGCUCCAAGAGGGGACCAGUGCUUCUGUGGGCCGCAGACAGGCAGCCGGUGAGGAGGCGCAGGAAGAUAUGAAACAGAAGAUUUUCAUGCAAGAAUCUGAUGCCUCGAGUUUCCUCAAGAGGCGUGGCAAGCGGUCUCCUAAGUCCCGAGAUGAAGCCAAUGCGGAAACCAGACAGAGGCUGCGGGACGAUGAGCUGCGGAGAGAGUAUUAUGAGGAACAGAGGAACGAGUUUGAGAACUUCGUGGAGGAGCAAAGAGAUGAGCAGGAAGAGAGGACCAGGGAGGCAGUGGAGCAGUGGCGACAGUGGCACUAUGAUGGCCUGUACCCUUCCUACCUCUACAACCGUCACCACAUCUGACCUCACCCUCAAGCAACUGGGGAGGAAGAACAUGAAACA
Acomys russatus (golden spiny mouse) is the source of this 548-nucleotide messenger RNA. It is a transcript of the gene Ucma, whose product is annotated as upper zone of growth plate and cartilage matrix associated. Gene Ontology annotation, cellular component: extracellular matrix. Bases 93 to 509 code for a protein of 138 amino acids. The record is from RefSeq and is a predicted model, not a curated record. Lineage: Eukaryota; Metazoa; Chordata; Mammalia; Rodentia; Muridae. Gene Ontology annotation, biological process: embryonic skeletal system development; regulation of osteoblast differentiation. The transcript has 5 exons.